AUGGCCGAGAUCAACCGACAUGACGCGAGACUUAUGGCUGCCCGGCACGAGACUUCAAGCCAUGGUCGCUCCCCGAGAAAUGACCCGCUGAUGAACAAAGACAAUCAAACCUUCAGCGUUUUCUUAACCGGCGCCAGCGGUUUCAUCGGCACUCAAAUCCUACGCCAGCUCCUAGGACUUCGCCACGUCAAGUGGGUGACUAGCCUUGUACGCGGCGAGGUCGAUGAGGCAGCCAGAUAUCGCACCAUUGAUACGGCUGUGACAGCGCUCUGCUACGAAGUCCUAGAGGCAGCCAGUGUUGGCUCGACCGUAGAGUUGCUGCUUCUCGCCAGCAGACUACCCUACAUGAUAUUUCUGUAUAUCACCGGCGGUCGACCACGGAGCUCUCUCGAAGAGCCCGACGUGAUGAAAAAGCUCUCAGUCGCCGAUGCAAUUCCGUACAGCCAAACGAAGCUCGUUGCCGAAGCCGUCGCUAGGCGUGCAGCGCAGUCCAACCUAUCCGAGACUGGCCGUCUCGCAGUGUUGAACCCCGGCUGGGUCACCGGCACACCCGACGAGGGCGUGUCCAACACCGGCGACUAUAUCUGGCGACUGGUAGCGACGUGCAUUAAAAUAGGCGCGUAUAACACCCGUGACGCUGACGGGUGGCUAUUCGUUUCCGACGUUACAACCACCGCGGCGGCGAUCAUCGACGCAGCGCUAGGUAAGAACGUAGAGAAGAACGCCACCAAGUGUCCCGCAGACAGGAUAACGUGGAGAGAUAUCUGGUCCAUCCUCGAAAGUCUCGGGUACAGACUUCAGGGGAAGUCCACGGCCGAGUGGCUGGCUCUUGUCCGAGCUGACAUGGGCGUAGAAAAAGAGACACAUCCGCUGUGGCCUCUAGCGCACAUGAUUGAGGGAUUCCAGAACGAUAGACGAAUGGCGAAAUUUUCCCUAGGGAUGCGUGUCUGCACUCCUUUGCGAUUGAAACGCGCUGUAGCAAAAAGUGCUGAAUAUCCUGUUCGCGUCGGGUUCUUGCCUUCUUCUCCUGGUGUGCGCUGA
Messenger RNA from Aspergillus candidus, 1041 nucleotides. RefSeq lists its product as uncharacterized. The coding region runs from base 1 to 1041 and encodes 346 amino acids. NCBI's taxonomy places the organism in Eukaryota, Fungi, Ascomycota, Eurotiomycetes, Eurotiales, Aspergillaceae. The record is from RefSeq and is a predicted model, not a curated record. The transcript is spliced from 2 exons.